UAUUGAAUCAUUACGCUGUAAAUACAUAUAUCAUAUUUCAAUUUGGAUCGAAUACAUCUUUGAUCUUGUGCAUGCAAUAAAUAUCAAACAUUACUUAACAUAAAAUUAAUUUAAUAACUAUCUCAUUUUAUCACAGACACAGCGGGUCAACAGACACAGUGGUCAAUAUAUUCGUACUCGUUUGCGACACUUUAACAGCCAUAACCUACCGUCAAUCAAUAAUAAGAUCGAAUAAAAGAUCUUUAAAACUUAUCACCUCCAAAUUACUCAGCCGGAGCGUACACUGCUUAUCAGACUGUUAAAUAAGGUUGGUGUUCGUCAAUGCAUUCACGCGAGUCUCGCAUUGUGUGAUAGGACACGACUUAACAAGAAUUUCUUCACUGACCAGUUCAAAUAUCGUAUGCACUAAAGAUCUCAACGGAGCUUUAAAUCGAAUCAGUGUGUCUUUUAGAUUUACGGCUAUACAUUUCGGUUCCCUCUGUGCUGUUUGUUUUCUGUGGCUUAUAGUUCGAGUGUUAUGAGCGGGUUUCGUCCUCAAAGGUCGAAUGGUUCCUACGGGCCUCCAGUUUUUAACGGGGGUAAAAUCCAGCAUUUUCAUGCUGGCCGGUCUCGAACACACCCUGCUAAUAAAUUCUUUAUCACGGAGUUCAUCGAUAUGGAUAACAGGAAAAAAGCUCUUCAUCUUCCCAGGGAUUUUCUAUCUGCUGCAGAAUUAGAAGAUCGAAAAUUAGCGAAAAGAAAAGCAGCGGUGACAGCGGGAGAUGAACCUAAACACAAAUCCAAUCACAGGGACGGAACGGCCGAGGUCUCGUGGGGCACUGAGCAUAUCUUUAUCUACAACGACACUGUGGCAGCUUGGACAAAGCUUGAACAGUAUGCAGAUACAGAAAGUCAGAUUUGCGAACCUUACAUAGGACGGGAUGGAAAAACUCCCUGUACGAGAAAAAUUAAAAAGACCACCAUUGUCGCUAAAAAGGAGUCUGAUAGAAAACUUGUAGACGCCUGGCUCAGAGCAAAGACCCCUCGCCCCAACACAGCUCAAAGUGACGCAUGCCCAUCGUGGGAUGAAACUACUGACCACAAUCAUGGUGAUGUCGGUGAAGAUGAUACGGCGACCUGUUACCAAUGUGGAGAGGGAUUUUUAAGGCUCAUUGAAUGCAGAGUAUGUGGAAAGUCGAUACAUACCCCAAAAUGCGUUUUCAAUGAGACGAAUGGGGACUUAAUCGUCACGGCAACUUCCCUCAGGUGUUUUAUGACAGACUUUGUGUGGUCGUGCCCAGAUUGCGAAAAUCUGCUCGGUCUCUUGACAGAUGAAGAGAUGAUCGAACUAAUGGAGAGUUUUGAUGAUCUCGAUGUCGAUUGCGAUUCGAGAAUAUCAUUGGACGACUUUUUGAAAUAUAAGCACAAAAUCUUUAAAGACAAGUACAAAAGAGCUAUGGAUUUACAUGAAGUUGAGGGAUCGGUUGAAGAGUUCCGACGACUUGACAAACCCAACACGGGAGAAGUCGAUUGGUGGAGUUUUGUCGACAGUCGAAUAGUUGAAAAACUUAGCGACAGACCCAAGUCAGAGCUAGUUGCAUGCCUCACCCCGUUCGAGAUAUCGGAGGCUAAAAUGUUCUUCCGAUCAUUCGAUGCAGACAGUGACGGCAAGAUAACUCUUCGGGAGGCUGAGAAAGCGUACGAACGCUGGUUUGCUAGCUUGUGGUCAAAAGUGCUUAAUUGCUCGGAUUCGACGACUGGUCCAAAGAAAAAUCCCGAGUUGACAAAAAGAGUCGGCGAGCAUGUCAAAGUAAACGUAAAGAUAUUCAUGGAAGCCGAUGAAAAAAAGCACGGGACUGUGAGCUGGUCUCAGUUUUUAAGAGACCAAUCUAUAUACAUCUUGGCAGCUAGGAGAAACGCCGCCAAUCUCUACAAAAUAAAACCAAAGCCCGAAGAGAUGGAAAUAAUCGAAGCAGAAACUAACUACACGAAGAUCGAGUAGUCGAGAAUUUUUAUUAAAUUUGAUUUGCAGUCAUACAUUGGGUCAGCGUCAGCCAAUAACCAUAUAUUAUGUCAGAAGGACGCUUAUACGCCAACAGGCCAACAGUAACACGGUUUGGAAAUGAGAAUUUUAUUCAGAGACAAGAACGAACAUGCGUCAAAAUCAUAAUCUACGUUCUUAAGAAUUAUCUUGUUUAUGAAAGACAAAAUCUAAUGCAGCAUAGUUUUACCACACUGAUUUUCUUACAACUUUGAAAGCUAUUUCCCAAGUUAGCAUCAUACAUUUCGACCUAGUUCACAACCUCUACCAU
Molecule: messenger RNA, 2291 nt
Organism: Bolinopsis microptera
Lineage: Eukaryota; Metazoa; Ctenophora; Tentaculata; Lobata; Bolinopsidae
Product: PHD finger protein 24-like
Exons: 12
Coding region: 518-1981 (487 amino acids)
Molecular function (GO): calcium ion binding
Source: RefSeq, a predicted model, not a curated record